Messenger RNA from Helobdella robusta, 993 nucleotides. RefSeq lists its product as hypothetical. Bases 1 to 993 code for a protein of 330 amino acids. The transcript is spliced from 2 exons. The record is from RefSeq and is a predicted model, not a curated record. NCBI's taxonomy places the organism in Eukaryota, Metazoa, Annelida, Clitellata, Rhynchobdellida, Glossiphoniidae.
AUGGUGAUGAAAAGAUAUUCAAAAAUAUUAGCAAGUCUAUCCGAGUUGGCUGAAUCAUCAUUGAGUGACAGUGAAACAGUUACUGUUGCACUUGGACUUCGUAAAAGAAUGAAAAACAUCCGUGUGAUAAUUAGCAUGAAAAUUUUAAAAUUGGUUUAUAAUAUUAUUGGUCCUGUAUCCAAAGCAGUGCAGGGUAUAUUAAUUGACAUGGCGUCUGCAACAGAACUGAUAAAAGACUGCAUUCAUCAGUUUGACAUCAUAAGAAGAAAUGCUGAUUUGACGUGGAAAACAAUAUGCAGUGAAUCGAAAUCAUUCGCAACAGCACAUGGCAUCAGCCCAGAUUUUGAUUUUGAAAGACGUCGUACGAAAAAAAAAAUGUUUGAUGAACGUUGCAGCGACGAAUGUUCAGUUGGAAUAAAUAAAAUGAAAAAUGAAUGCUUUUUAAUUGUUUUAGAUGAGGUGAAUCAACAAAUGAAAAAUAGAUUUGAGCAGCAAAAUUUGGUUUUUUUAAAAGAACUUUCGCUAUUUACUCCCAAAACACUUUUAAGUAACCGUUGUGUUAAGACUAGUGAAAUAGAAACUGUUUGUAGCCAGUAUAGUGUCAACGCAGAGGAUGUUGCAAAUGAACUGAACGAAUUUAAAAAAGCAUACACGUUGCUAAAAAAUGACGAAAAGAUGGAAAACCUGUCUGCAGGUUCAGGUUAUGACUCUGGCAUGGAAAUAUUUUCUGAUAAAUCAGAUGAAGAAGAUGACAAUAACAAUAUGGCAUAUAAAGAAGCCCAAACAAAUGAUACUAAUAAUUGGAAAAAUUGCAGUUUUAUAAAACCACUUAAUGUUCUUCCUCAACUAUCGCAAUUUGCUGAUGCUAUACAAAAUAUUUGCUUCUCUUGCUUUAUCAAGUACCUCUGCAGAAAGAGCUUUAAGCUGAAAAUUAUAAAGAACCGCCUAAGGGCGUGGAACGCCUCUAAGACCCAGGAAAUUAGCAUUGCAUAG